This is a messenger RNA of Salvelinus fontinalis (brook trout), 2862 nucleotides long. RefSeq lists its product as uncharacterized. Bases 35 to 1057 code for a protein of 340 amino acids. Lineage: Eukaryota; Metazoa; Chordata; Actinopteri; Salmoniformes; Salmonidae. The transcript is spliced from 4 exons. The record is from RefSeq and is a predicted model, not a curated record.
UCUGAAGGUUAGUUCUUGAAAUAAAUAUUUACAUAUGCUAUAUAUUAGAUUUGUUUGUUCUUGGGAAUUGUUUGAAAACGUUGUAUGUUAUAGAAAUAUUAAACAGGCCUUAGGGCCCGGAUUCUUAACGUAUAAAAUGUCAAUAUUAGCUAAAAUGAUUAGAGCUUUAAUAUUAUCUAAUGUUUUUUUAGAUUCUCAAACCUUCACUCAGAUUCUCCGAGAUAUAACUGAACUCGAACCGGCCGUAGGGUCUCCGGAACAAAUUGCUUACAUCCCAACGCCGACCCUGAAUUGUACGGAAAUACAUCCUAGAACGGGUGCCAUAGGGAGUCUACACGGUUUCUGUGAAGGAUAUGCCUACGAGACAAUUUUGCCCUACUCCCAGGAUGUAUUUACACACAAGCCGCAAACAGAGACUUUAAACGGCCUGUCAACUCCCCUGACCCAGGACCGUUGGACGCCCCCUAUUAAACACCAACGGACAAUCAGGGCCCAGAUCCACAGGUCCGCUUCACCCGAACAAUACUACUGGGAGGGUAUUCACGAGACAGCGUUACAAGGACAAGGCUCACAAGCUACAGACCAGGCAGAUGCUAUAAUUAGGGUUGCCCAAAGACAUGUUCCCGAGUUCUCAGAGCUUCUUCAGAACAGCCCUCUUCAAAAAAGCCGAGACUCCUCGCCGGCUUAUAAAGACAUCCAAGAAGCUACACAUCUAGAUCCCGAGGAGGCGCCAAAGACCCCAGUCAACAGAACAGCGAAGCCUGAUGAUUUCAAAGUUUUAAAUGACAUUUCUGAGGUAGACGAUUUGAUGUUCUGUGAAGUGGCCAACCUUAUUGAAGCGGCCAAUUCUGGUGGGGCAACAGCCUCUUGUGAAAUAGACCAAGCCGUGCUUUUCAAGGCUUUUACACAGGGUUUAAAAUCACGAAAGGCUUUACUUCAACGUCGUAUGGGUAUUCUAUUCGAACAUCAAUACAAUCAGGAUGUGUCAUUCUGGCGUAGAGAGCUUCCCCGCAUGUUAAACAACAGUAGGGUUAAAACAAGCAAAUACCUCCGUUAAAAAACACAUAUGUAAAAAAACACAAGCACACACAUCCUUAAGUAGAGAAAUGGCGCCCCCUAUAGACCUAAGCGAGACAAUUGAAACCCUCUUAGCGGAAAUCCCUACAGAGCUCCAAGAUAUAAUUAACCAUAUGAAUGAUUCUGGGCUAAUUGACAUAGGGGCUAUAGAUGAAAACCUAUUAUCCCAGAUUCCCUCCGAACUCAUUGAAAUUAUUACACGUAUGAAUGAGUCAGGGUCUGCCGAUGAAAACAGGUUAUCACAGAUACCCGAAUCAAUCAUAUCUUUAAUUACCCAGAUGAACGAGAGCCCUAGGUUUAAUUCUGCACCCCCUACACCUCUAAGCCAUCCUUUAACACCCAUGUUCGAAGAGGAAACCCAAUACGAUGUUUUUGAACAGCUGAACAAAUGUCUAUCAAAUCUGGAGCGGGAAGGUCUUGAUCACAAUGUACAGAACGAGAGCCCUAGGUUUAAUUCUGCACCACCUACACCUCUAAGCCAGCCUUUAACACCCAUGUCUGAAGAGUCUGAAACCCAAUACGAUGUUUUUGAACAGUUGGACAAUUGUCUAGCAAAUCAGGAUGGGGAUGGUCUUGAUCGCAGUGAACAUGUUUUGUAUCGAAAUAAAUUCCACAAUAUUGAGGUUCGACAGUUUUUCAAUUUCGCAUGGGGGGGUCAGAUUCGGGAAUAUGCUGUGUUUUACGUAAUGCUUAUGGACACUUUGAAUGAACUGGUAGAUAGAGUUAGAGCUUAUAGCCAACCAAGGGAUACCUUACAGUUGGAAAUUUUUGGAGACAGUCUGCAGAGCCGUGUGUCGCUUAUUUUAAAUAGGGGUGAAGCAGAUCUUGAACAAUUUGUUAACCUGCUAGAACGCCUUGUUCAGUCAAAUUUAAACGUGCUAGCAGAUAGGACCCUCGAACUUGUAGUACAAUUAGUCCGGCCACCACAAGGGGGCGGCGGGCAGAGACGUAAACUCGAUAGCCUGAUGCAGUCCGAAAUCAUAAGCAAUAAAAAGGCCUACCUCAUAUUCGUUCACAAUCAUGGUAAUAAGCUAUGCUUUGCCAUAGGUUUGGCCCACUUACUCAGCCCAGGAUGUACAGAGCGCGAAGCGUUACAGAAAGCUCAAGAGCUACAAAAGGCUGUGGGUUUAGGUAUACAGGAGGCUGUGGCUUUCUCCGACAUAGGCAAAUUUGAAAACUUUCUGAAUAUCAAGAUUGUGGUUUUGUACCACAGUAGAGCUAAUGACGCUCUCUUGAAGUUCCAAAAUAUACAAGAGCCACACCCUAAGACUAUGUACUUUUAUGUGCAAAAUGAGCAUUACUAUGCCGUAACUAACAUCACAGCAUUUUUAGGCGCCCCAUAUGUCUGUCCAGCCUGUCAUACCGGCUACACCCGCAAGGGUGGGCACUCGUGCCGUUAUAACUGUUCAGUAUGUCUGGAUAAACAUUGCCCUAUGCAACCGCUAAACUUGACACCCUGUGAGGAUUGUCACCGCACAUGUCGUUCGGCCUACUGUUACGAAAAACACAAAACUGAAACAUGGCACCCCAAGGCCUGUAAAUCUGUAAGCAGUUGUGACAUUAACAAGAAAUGUCCAAAAUGUCAUUGCAAUUACAACCUUAAAAUAGACAGCCCUAAACCCCAUGUUUGUGGUAUUCUACAUUGCCCAAUCUGUAAAGGGCCCUUGAAAAGCAGAGACGCAGAACUUGUUCAAGAAGUAACACAUGAGUGUUACAUUCAGCCCUUGGCUGAAGAUGAACAUACAGAGAAAUAUGUUUUUUAUGAUUUUGAGACAAAUCAGCAAU